This is a messenger RNA of Porites evermanni, 369 nucleotides long. Lineage: Eukaryota; Metazoa; Cnidaria; Anthozoa; Scleractinia; Poritidae. The record is from the annotation of a GenBank genome assembly.
GGAGCUGUUCCUUCUUCACAGGAAGUUUUAAAUUCAAUUGCGACAAAGUACUUACAGGAACUCAACCCUUCGACACCUGAGGAGUUUAAUAAAUUUAUUCAGUACAUGAAGGAGGUGCGUAAAGUUAUUGUUGUGGAUGUUCAAAAUGGAAGUUUAAUACUCAUACUGGAAUGUAGCUCUCUUCAGAUCCUUGACGAACUCUGGGAAGACUAUUGCACAGGUCACCUAAAUGAAGUGGCACAAAAAUUCCUUGUAACAGACGAAAUUCUCGAGGAAUUUGGCCUAGCUGAAGUAAAACUCACAACAACUAUUAACGAAGAGGAAUACAAAGCUUGUCGUGAGCUUUUUUUGAAUUCUUCAAGUAAGUAA